Xylona heveae TC161 is the source of this 1277-nucleotide messenger RNA. RefSeq lists its product as hypothetical. Gene Ontology annotation, cellular component: cytoplasm; nucleus. The record is from RefSeq and is a predicted model, not a curated record. Bases 141 to 917 code for a protein of 258 amino acids. The transcript has 3 exons. NCBI's taxonomy places the organism in Eukaryota, Fungi, Ascomycota, Xylonomycetes, Xylonales, Xylonaceae.
CGUUUCUCUCCCACGCCGGAUUAUGCUGUAGGGUAUCAACCAACUUGAGAAUUAUUAUUGAAAUAUUACUUUGGGGUCUUUUAUGGUGACAUGUCCCACGUGACAAAGCAUAUACGAUGAGGAUAUUAUGUCUUCAUGGCAUGGGCACAAGUGCGAAGAUUUUUGAGGCACAGACAGCGUCAUUUCGUUCCAUCCUUCCGCCGCAUUAUACAUGGGAUUUUGUCGAAGGCGAGCAUGAAUGCCCACCGGCAGACAAUGUCGACCAGAUCUUCGCUGCGCCUUACUUGUGCUACUACAAUCUGCCGUCGAUAGAUAACGUCAGAGAGGCACAUGAGAGUCUCAGGGAAAUUGUGCAUGAAGAGGGUCCUUUUGACGCUGUCAUGGGAUUUAGCCAGGGCGCAGCGCUAGCGGCAUCGUUUCUUCUACACCACCAGAUCGAGCAUCCGUAUAUUCCACCGCCCUUCCGCCUCGCCAUAUUCGUUUGUGCCAGUCUUCCAUUCUCUAUUUCACCGAACCACGGCCUUGACGUGACAGAUUAUUAUGCGGCCACUGGAGAUACGACUGCCGCGGACCUGGACUAUCUGAAGUCGUUCACCAAAUAUGAUGGGCUUCAGUCAGAUUUCACCGGAACCGCCGAGCUUGGCAAAGAUGAAACCGCUUUUGGGCCCCGAAUUUUCAGAUUCCACCCACACCUGGACGAAAUCCGUAUUGAAAUUCCUACUGUGCAUGUUUAUGGGCGACAGGAUCAUUAUUAUGCUCAGAGUAAAUAUCUUGUUGAAUUGUGCGAGUCAAUUGACGACCGCGUCUUCACCUACGAACAUCCUUUUGGGCACUUGGUUCCAAAAUCGAAAGAAGCGACCACCGGCAUAGCCAAAGUCGUAGAAGAUGGAUUUACGCGUGCCGACUUCUUCUCGUGACAGAUUCAGCUGAGGCGUGACCUGGCGUGUUUCAAUAGAGGUCGGAGAUUUUAGAUUGAUAGACUGACGAGCUCGAGAGCAUACUCCGUAGUUUUGUUGACGCUAGAGAUGGCCCAGGGGCCGAGGGCCUAAAUAAUUGAAGCUUAUACUUACCUUACCUAGAUGUCGCCAAACCUUAGUUGACAUGGACGCGGCGUUGCGACCGAUCCGAUCGGGCGAACGGCAACACGGGUUGUUUGCUCUGGCAGCUUCGGGCCGAGCAAACCCCGAUCUGAACAGCUGACGUCACGAAAUUCGUUCCUUCACAAUUUUAUUUUCCAAGUUCGAACGCAGGAUAGAAAGAGACGAAAACAUGGCCGA